AUGGGAGAACAGAAGUUGGAACCUGAAGCACAGCGGGCGAUGGGUAUGUGGAAGGCAAAGGUCAACCAAAAGCUUAAGAACGUGUCAGAGUCAGAACGGGACAGCGUGACAGUGGAGGAAUUUCCGAGCACGACUGUACCCAGCGAGAAGGCGUCCAUCAGUCUAUUCAAGCAGCAAAUCAAGAGUGACGGCACUUUCGACUUCGAGGCGGGCUCCAGUAAGACCAGCACGGAGGUGCGUCAAGACGACGCUCCCAAGACAGCAUCGACUACCUCAGAAGCCAAGACAAGCCCCGCGCCGGUCUCUGCUGGCCCAAUCCGACAGGAUUGGUUCCAGACAACCAAUACUGUCACGAUCAACCUUUUCGCCAAGGGUGUUGACAAGCAAAAAGUUCAGAGCGAGAUCAACCACGAUUCGGUCUACAUAUCAUUCCCAAAUCCCAACGACACCUCAUCCGAGUACACCUUCUCAAUGGAUCCCUCAUACGGCGCCAUCGUCACAUCUUCAUCGAAGAUCAACGUCCUGAAGACCAAGGUCGAGAUCGUUCUUCAGAAAGCAGAGCCAAAUCAAAAAUGGAAGGCACUUGAAGGAACAGAAAAGCCCGUCAUCAAUGGUCAGUCCUCAGAAGCCUCAGCCACCACCACACAACCCUUCCAACCCAAAGACACUCCUCCAGCCUAUCCCACCUCAUCGCGCAAGGGCGUCAAGAACUGGGACAAGCUAGCACAUGAGAUGAGCGCGAAGGACAGAAAGGAGGCAAAAGCGGCGAAGAAAGCACAGUCACAGAGAGACGCCAAGGAGGGCGAGGUCUCAGACGAAGAAGACGACGAUGCUGGUGGGCUGAGCGACCCAGAAGGCGGUGACGAUGUGGACGACUUCUUCAAGAAGCUGUAUAAGAGCAGUGACCCGGAUACACAGCGCGCCAUGACGAAGUCAUAUCUGGAGAGCGGAGGCACAACCCUUAGCACGGAUUGGAGCGACAUUGGCAAGCGGAAGGUUGAGCCGUACAAGUCUGAUAAAGACUAA
Cyphellophora attinorum is the source of this 1026-nucleotide messenger RNA. RefSeq lists its product as uncharacterized. Gene Ontology annotation, biological process: protein stabilization. Gene Ontology annotation, molecular function: protein-folding chaperone binding. The record is from RefSeq and is a predicted model, not a curated record. NCBI's taxonomy places the organism in Eukaryota, Fungi, Ascomycota, Eurotiomycetes, Chaetothyriales, Cyphellophoraceae. Bases 1 to 1026 code for a protein of 341 amino acids. The transcript has a single exon.